AUGAAGGACAAGUCCGAUGAAGGGCCGCCUCUGGAGAAGGCCGGAGAGGGCUUCGAGUCAGACGAGGUCCUUGUUGCUGCUGCAGCCACCCCUGAGCCCGUCUCGGGAGCUCUCCAUCCCCGCGACUCGACCCCGGAGGAUAGGGACGGGGACUUCACGGAGGCUAUGACCAAAGACCCUGAGCUCAAGGAAGCAUCAGAUUUAACAGGAACUGGAAGGGACGACUCAUCAUUACUUCUUCCUGCAGCCAAGAAGAUGAAGAUAGAAAAUAAAGAGAGCAAAGAGUACAUGCAAAAAGUAGCUGAAAAUGAAAUUCAGAAGAUGCAAAUCCUGGUUUCUUCCUUUUCAGAACAGCUAAACCGUUAUGAAAUGUACCGUCGAUCAGCAUUCCCUAAAGCUGCUAUUAAACGGCUGAUCCAGUCUAUUUCUGGCACCUCAGUAUCUCAGAAUGUCGUCAUUGCUAUGUCAGGCAUUUCUAAGGUAUUCGUCGGGGAAGUGGUAGAAGCAGCUUUGGACAUAUGUGAGAAAUGGGGAGAGUUGCCACCACUACAGCCUAAACACUUGCGGGAAGCUAUUCGAAGGCUAGAGUCAAGGGGACAGAUUCCUCACUCCAAGCAUAAAAAGAUCAUCUUUCACUAG
Molecule: messenger RNA, 639 nt
Organism: Dromiciops gliroides (monito del monte)
Lineage: Eukaryota; Metazoa; Chordata; Mammalia; Microbiotheria; Microbiotheriidae
Product: transcription initiation factor TFIID subunit 11-like
Exons: 1
Coding region: 1-639 (212 amino acids)
Biological process (GO): RNA polymerase II preinitiation complex assembly; transcription initiation at RNA polymerase II promoter
Cellular component (GO): transcription factor TFIID complex; nucleus
Molecular function (GO): transcription coactivator activity; protein heterodimerization activity
Source: RefSeq, a predicted model, not a curated record